AUGCCUCGCCACCCCACUACCAGACACGACUACGAGCCCUCAUCCAACCCGUACUCCCACUCAGACACCUCUUCUUCCCACUCGACAUCCCCAACCACCUCGCACGCUGCUCCUCCAACGGGUGGCAAGAAAAAACACAUCUGCCCUACAUGCGAUCGUGUCUUCAGCACCUCCGGCCAUCUCGCUCGCCAUAUCAAGGUUCACACCGGCGAGCGCAACCACAAGUGCCCUUUCCCCGGUUGUGAGACGCGUUGCUCGCGACAGGAUAACCUUCAGCAACAGUAA
Messenger RNA from Coniophora puteana RWD-64-598 SS2, 285 nucleotides. RefSeq lists its product as uncharacterized. Gene Ontology annotation, biological process: regulation of transcription by RNA polymerase II. Bases 1 to 285 code for a protein of 94 amino acids. The record is from RefSeq and is a predicted model, not a curated record. NCBI's taxonomy places the organism in Eukaryota, Fungi, Basidiomycota, Agaricomycetes, Boletales, Coniophoraceae. Gene Ontology annotation, molecular function: RNA polymerase II cis-regulatory region sequence-specific DNA binding; DNA-binding transcription factor activity, RNA polymerase II-specific. Gene Ontology annotation, cellular component: transcription regulator complex; PcG protein complex. The transcript has a single exon.